AAUCUAAUAAAGGAGAUGUAAAAAAGUGAAAAAUAUGCUAAUGGAGAUUCAUACGAUGGAGAGUUUUUAAAUGGUGAGAAACAUGGAAAGGGUGAAUUUAAAUGGGCUGAUGGAGAUUAAUAUAAUGGAGAUUGGAAAAAUGAUAAAAGAACUGGAAGGGGUAAAUAUAAAUGGGCUAAUGGAGAUUCAUACGAUGGAGAGUUUUUAAAUGGUGAGAAACAUGGAAAGGGUGAAUUUAAAUGGGCUGAUGGAGAUUAAUAUAAUGGAGAUUGGAAAAAUGAUAAAAGAACUGGAAGGGGUAAAUAUAAAUGGGCUAAUGGAAAUUCAUACGAUGGAGAGUUUUUAAAUGGUGAGAAACAUGGAAAGGGUAAAUAUAAAUGGGCUAAUGGAAAUUCAUAUGAUGGAGAGUUUUUAAAUGAUGAGAAACAUGGAAAGGGUGAAUUUAAAUGGGCUGAUGGAGAUUAAUAUAAUGGAGAUUGGAAAAAUGAUAAAAGAACUGGAAGGGGUAAAUAUAAAUGGGCUAAUGGAGAUUCAUACGAUGGAGAGUUUUUAAAUGGUGAGAAACAUGGAAAGGGUGAAUUUAAAUGGGCUGAUGGAGAUUAAUAUAAUGGAGAUUGGAAAAAUGAUAAAAGAACUGGAAGGGGUAAAUAUAAAUGGGCUAAUGGAGAUUCAUACGAUGGAGAGUUUUUAAAUGGUGAGAAACAUGGAAAGGGUGAAUUUAAAUGGGCUGAUGGAGAUUAAUAUAAUGGAGAUUGGAAAAAUGAUAAAAGAACUGGAAGGGGUAAAUAUAAAUGGGCUAAUGGAGAUUCAUACGAUGGAGAGUUUUUAAAUGGUGAGAAACAUGGAAAGGGUGAAUUUAAAUGGGCUGAUGGAGAUUAAUAUAAUGGAGAUUGGAAAAAUGAUAAAAGAACUGGAAGGGGUAAAUAUAAAUGGGCUAAUGGAGAUUCAUACGAUGGAGAGUUUUUAAAUGGUGAGAAACAUGGAAAGGGUGAAUUUAAAUGGGCUGAUGGAGAUUAAUAUAAUGGAGAUUGGAAAAAUGAUAAAAGAACUGGAAGGGGUAAAUAUAAAUGGGCUAAUGGAAAUUCAUACGAUGGAGAGUUUUUAAAUGGUGAGAAACAUGGAAAGGGUGAAUUUAAAUGGGCUGAUGGAGAUUAAUAUAAUGGAGAUUGGAAAAAUGAUAAAAGAACUGGAAGGGGUUAAUAGAAAUGGGCUGAUGGAAAUUCAUAUGAUGGAGAGUUUUUAAAUGAUGAGAAACAUGGAAAGGGUGAAUAUAAAUGGGUUAGUGGAAGUAUAUAUUAUGGAGAUUGGAAAAAUGAUAAUAGAACUGGAAGGGGUUAAUAAAAAUGGGCUGAUGGAUCUAAAUAUGAUGGAGAUUGGGUAAAUGGUAAAAGACAUGGAUAGGGGGAAUUUUAAUCUGCUAAAGGUGAAAAAUAUAAUGGUAAAUGGGUCUUCGAUGAAAAAAUGUGAACAUUUGAAUUUGAUAUUAUCAAUGCAAUUUAUCUGAAAACGAG
Molecule: messenger RNA, 1511 nt
Organism: Paramecium octaurelia
Lineage: Eukaryota; Ciliophora; Oligohymenophorea; Peniculida; Parameciidae
Source: the annotation of a GenBank genome assembly